AGUUUCGGGAACAUACAUCUAAGCUUUACGAACAGCUCAUCUUCAAACAUCAUCCUGUGGUUUCUCAGCUGUCUGAUUUAUCCUUGUUCAACAAGGGAGACAGAUCAUGGAUUGCUACGGGAAGUAUGCAGCUGUCACUUUGACCAUUUUGUCUGUAUUUCUGCAUCUUCUUCAUGCUUUCCCAGACGGCGAGUUUCUCAUGCAGGGUUGUCCAGAGUGCAAGCUAGGGGAAAACAGAUUCUUUUCCAAGCCAGGAGCUCCCAUUUACCAGUGCACUGGGUGCUGUUUCUCCCGGGCUUAUCCUACUCCAAUGAGGUCCAAGAAGACCAUGCUUGUUCCAAAGAACAUUACAUCAGAAGCAACAUGCUGUGUAGCAAAGGCGUUUACCAAGAUCACCCUUAAGGACAAUGUGAAGAUAGAGAACCAUACAGAUUGUCACUGCAGUACCUGCUACUAUCAUAAAUCCUAAAGCCUGUCCCUUUGUUAAUGAGCAGGACAACGGUGAACGGAGUAUUUGGUUUUUAGCUUUUAUAGCACCACUGUGUAAAAUCUUAUGUUUUCUGGUCAAGACACUGAGUAGACCUUUGAAUAAGAUUGAUGGCUGUUUUAUUUCCUCUUUGCUUCUUCAUGCAUUUAAGUAAGUUUAAUUAUUUCCAUUAGGGAUAAAAUACAGCACUUGCAUGGCAACCGAAUGCUUGAUCUAUUUUUAAAAUAAACUGUCAGUUAAAUUAUCAAUGUUUCUUGAGGAAAAAUGGUGAUUUAAUAGCUUAAAACAAAAUCAGAUUCUGCUGCAGUUAA
This is a messenger RNA of Apaloderma vittatum (bar-tailed trogon), 798 nucleotides long. It is a transcript of the gene CGA, whose product is annotated as glycoprotein hormones, alpha polypeptide. Gene Ontology annotation, molecular function: follicle-stimulating hormone activity. Gene Ontology annotation, cellular component: follicle-stimulating hormone complex; extracellular region. NCBI's taxonomy places the organism in Eukaryota, Metazoa, Chordata, Aves, Trogoniformes, Trogonidae. The transcript is spliced from 4 exons. The record is from RefSeq and is a predicted model, not a curated record. The coding region runs from base 107 to 469 and encodes 120 amino acids. Gene Ontology annotation, biological process: positive regulation of steroid biosynthetic process; thyroid hormone generation.